Molecule: messenger RNA, 3243 nt
Organism: Chara braunii
Lineage: Eukaryota; Viridiplantae; Streptophyta; Charophyceae; Charales; Characeae
Source: the annotation of a GenBank genome assembly
CGGCUCUUGGCAGAAGGUAACGAACCAAGACCGUCAGCAGGUGCAUACGAGAUGCGGCGCCGGAGCGAAAAGACGAAAGGGGAGGUUGCCCUUCACUCCUGAGCUGUGCGCGGCGAGGAGAGAACGGUGGGCGGGGAAUGCGGUGAGUCUCGCUGAUGUGUCGCCCCCGAUGAUGUUCCAGCGGUUAUAACGCGGGACGUCGUCAGGCCGGCCCGCGGCCGCACCGCGGUUCACUAGCCGCGAGGCGCGUCCUUGGCGCUGGUUGCUGUCUGGAAAGCGGGGAGCCGAGUUCGGGCAUCCAUCACACAAUACCGUACCGGCGGGGCAGAGCGUGAAGCGCCCACGUGCCAUCAUCAUCAUGGCAAUGGCAGCUGGGGCAGUCUGUGGCGGCUUGAUGAUCUCCGCGGGCAAUGGCGCCAGCGGCGCCUUGCAGCUGACUGCCAAUGCCAUGCCUCGAGAAUGCGUAUCUUCAUCCAGCGCUGCAUUUGACAUGGCGGCUGCGAUGACGCUGGGUGGUGGGCCAGCACGCUUCCUUACUCCAUGCGGCCGAAGGCCGAGGACCAAGCUGCCGGCCUCCUCCUCCACAUGGGACACGGCCAUGGCGAUGGCGAUGGCAGAUAGUGGACACAUGGCAGGCUCCAGUACUACUGCAUUCCUUGCUCUUGCUUUCUCCAGCAACAACACAUCCCCAUCGACCUUAGCAUCAUCGUCGUUCUCAUCUUCUUCUCUGUGGGAGGUGGCGGAGGGAGGAGUAUUCGGUAUUACCCCGGGAGCGUCGGCAUGUGCCAGCCGUAUACCGUGCCAGAGGGGGAGCAGGAGACGAUGCCAAUCGUCAUCAACCUUCGUUACAGACCAGGUGGCGUCAGGGGGGGAUGAUGGGGGGUCGGUUAGCGGAGGGGAUGGCUCGCGGGGAAAUGGCGGGGGCGGAGGCGGAGAUGGUCAGAAUGAAGGAGGAGCUGGAGAAGGGGAGGGAGGCGGCACGGGGAAGUCAGAGGCGAUUGCGAUAAUGGCAGCGGUCGGUCGGACUCUCGACAGUCUCCCCGCCGACUUGGCAAAGGCUGUCGCCGAAGGGCGCAUUCCGGCCUCGAUUGUGUCGAAGUUCCUAGAGCUGGAGAAGUCGCCGUUCAUGAGAUGGUUGAUGCAGUUUGGGGGAUUCAGGGAGCGCCUGCUUGCUGAUGAUCUCUUCGUUAGCAAAGUUCUGUUCGAGUGCGGCAUCGGCGUCUGCACUAAGACUGCCGCUGAGUACGAGCGAAGGCGCGACCGCUUCAUGAAGGAGCUUGAUUUUGUGUUUGCCGAUGUUAUCAUGGCUAUCAUUGCGGACUUUAUGCUUGUGUGGCUUCCAGCGCCCACUGUUGCAAUAAGGGCACCAAUUGCAAAAGGUGCCAAUUCGUUCGCCAAGUUUUUCUACAACUGCCCAGACAAUGCCUUCCAGGUUGCACUCAAUGGUACUACGUACACACUGUUGCAGCGGUGCGGUGCUAUUGUGAGAAACGGUGCAAAACUGUUUGCUGUUGGAACAGGUGCCUCACUGGUGGGCACGGCAGCGACAAAUGGCUUGAUAGCGGUGAGGCGCAUACUGGAUCCUAGCUCUGCUGCUUCAGGCGAGGAUGCCGAGGAUGUGCCCAUUUUGGAGACAAGUGUGGCAUACGGUGCCUACAUGGCUGUUUCGUCGAACUUGAGAUAUCAAGUGCUGGCGGGAGUUGUUGAGCAGCGGAUCCUUGAACCAUUGCUUCAUCAACAGAAGCUUGCAUUGAGCUUAUCGAGCUUCGCUGUCAGAACAGCCAAUACAUUCCUUGGCUCCCUUCUGUGGGUGGAUUAUGCGAUCUGGGUCGGAGUCCAGAAAGUGCGGGAAUGAUGAGUUGCACAUGAACAUGGACACUUUUGAAAUGGCGGCGAUCGGUUGCUUGACGAGGAAUGUUUGCAAGCAACCAAUCUAAAGGGAAGCAUCGAAAUAUAUGGGAUUUACGUGUGGGUCUAAGUUUUGUGGGAGGAUGUUCCUCCUCCCAAAGGCAUGGGACUCAAUGCUCAGCUUGUUACCAGCAGGGUCAGGAGUCGUUUUUUGGUCGGGAAAGAGGCACCUCACCUGCGGGAGGAGCUUCAGGGGUCGAAGAUGUGGUACCCUGUCCCAGCGGUCAGUCUAUGGUCAGAUGCGGGAGGGAAGCUGCUAUCCGUACAGCGCACAGGGCAUAACCUAAUGAGAGUUGGUGCUGGAGAUCUGGAAAUUGAGUGGCCGGCGACAGACAGGGUUCGAUUGACUGGCUUGUAUUGCGCAAGCCUGCCUGCUGCAGUAGCAGUGGCAGCGGCAGCGGCAGCAGCAGCAGGGAGCGCGACAGCGGCCGUGGCACUGGCGGCAAUAGCGGCAAACAUAAGCCCAUGCUGGGUUUGGUUGCAAGAAUUGAAGUCCAUGUGCUUGCUUUGUUCUCAACUAUAGGAGGAUGAUGCAUAAACCAGGGAUCGCAUGCCUAACCUGUGGAAGGAUGGAGUUUGCCAGAAAGUGAUGGUUCUCCCACUCAGUCUUCUCUCCAGAUUUGAGGCGGACACUAUUUAUUCUGACUCGGCCUCACUCAGGCUGACUGAGAAAAAGCCCUAGCGUCGGCAUUCUGCUGACGGGGACGGUGGGAUUUUGAGACGUUAGGUUGUGUUCCCGUUUCAAAGAACCAUUUCCUUUUGCGGCUUAAUGACAAAAAGGACAUUGCUUUUUGUCAUUGUCAAGGUGUUAUUUUAGGAAUGCUUUUUUCAGCCUGUGAAAUGGUGGAGCUAUCAGGGGAAUUUCGUUCUACUGAGCAUGUGCUGCUUAGUUGUACUGUGGCAGGCCGCAGGAGUGAAUACUGAAGUUCGUUUCAAAUUAAAUUGCUUUUUUCAGCCUGCUUUUCGGGGGGGGGGGGAGUGAAUAUUUUUUAAUUCAAUAAUAAUAGUGUAUUGGUACUCAAGUGUAGACCCUGGGGCUGGGCGCGCAACCGGGCGGCCCUAGUCGGUCCCCCCGGGUCAUGCAAAAUGGGUGACAGGGUACCGAGUGGUGGUUUCCCGGCCAUUUUGCGCUGCAGGGGAUUCUCAACAUGCACUGCGGGUCUACCCCCCCGCCCGCGCCCGUCUAGUGGCUAGGGCGGCGGGCGCUCGGGGCUUCUUCUCUCGCUUUCUUCUCUGAACUCAUGCUGUCCGGGGAUAAGUAACCGGACUGACGCCCCCCCAGAAUAUAUGGGGCAUGUGUUUCUGUUUAAAAAAAAACAAAAAAACAAUGUGUCG